GCACCCUCUCCCGGCGCUGCCUGCCAGCAGCUGCGGGGACCUUUUUUUUUUUUUGUUUAAUUUAUUUAUUUAUUUAUUUAUUUAUUUCUGCCUGCCAGCUGGGGCGGCUCGUCCGUCCCGUCCCGUCCCGCCCGGUCCCGCCGGGCAGCGGAGGCCACUCGCCGGGGGAUGCGGCGCUCCCGGCCGGGGCUCCAUGGGCUGCACCGGCAGCGCCCUGCGCUGCUGCCCCGCCGGCGGCGAGGGACAGCUAAAAGCCCAGCAGCAAAGGGAACCAUCUGCCCAGGAGCUCACAGCCUUGAAGACAGAGAACGCCAAUGCCACCCGGUUGCCUGAGGAUGGGAAGGAGAAGGCAGUGCUGCGAGAGGAGCGGCCGGAGACCACGAAACUCCUCCAAGGCCAGGAGGAGGAGAAGGAGCGGCUGCAGGAUGCUAGCCGGGCAAGCACGGCCAGAAUCGCCCGGGACAUUAACAUCCAGGUGGAAAAGGGAAAAGACCUGGAGCUGGAGAAGCAGUUUGAUGCCCUGAAGAAAGAGCACUUGGAGACCCUGCAAGAGCUCCAGAGAGCCCAUGAGCAAGAGAAGCUGCUGCUGGCAGAGUCCCACCACAGGUCCCAGGCGGCCUUACAGGAGACAAUCCAGGCACUGAACUCCCAGCUGAAGUCCUUCCAGGAAAGGAUGAAGCGUGUGGAGGAGUCGCUCUUGAGCACAGACUACAAGAAGCACAUUCAGGAGCACGGGAGCCCCAGCCCCUUCUGGGAGCAGGAGCUGGAGAGCCUGCACUUUGUCAUCGAGAUGAAGAACGAGCACAUCCAUGGCCUCGACAGGAAGCUGCUGAACCUGGAGACAGUGGCGGAGAGGAACCUUCUGCUGGAGGAGAAGGUGAAGACACUCCAGCAGGAGAAUGAGGACCUGCAAGUUCGCACCCAGAACCACUUGGUCAUGGCGAAGCAGCUGUCGGAGGAGCUGCUGGCCGCCCGUGGGGCGCUGGAGAAGGAGGCGCAGCUGCGGGAGCAGGCUCGCCGCGAGAAGGAGGAGCUGCUGUACCGCAUGCUCAACGGGGGGGACGGCUCCCCCUUCCCCAUGGCUGCCGGCGAGGUGCCCCUCAUCGCCACGUAGCAGGCUGCUGGCCGGCACCAGGCGCUGCCGGGGUUUUGCUCCGGGUGUGUGAGUCCAGGGUUGCUGUGGCAAGUGCCCCUGUGGCCGGGGCAGGCCCCUGGGCUGGCCGAGCCAUUGGGGCGAUGGAGUAUUUCAUG
Molecule: messenger RNA, 1251 nt
Organism: Falco peregrinus (peregrine falcon)
Lineage: Eukaryota; Metazoa; Chordata; Aves; Falconiformes; Falconidae
Gene: CCDC69
Product: coiled-coil domain containing 69
Cellular component (GO): nucleus; cytoplasm
Molecular function (GO): microtubule binding
Source: RefSeq, a predicted model, not a curated record